This is a messenger RNA of Daphnia magna, 1750 nucleotides long. RefSeq lists its product as uncharacterized. The coding region runs from base 204 to 1688 and encodes 494 amino acids. The transcript has a single exon. The record is from RefSeq and is a predicted model, not a curated record. NCBI's taxonomy places the organism in Eukaryota, Metazoa, Arthropoda, Branchiopoda, Diplostraca, Daphniidae.
UGCCUCUUAGUCUUAGCUACGUUUGCUUUUGUAGUAGAUGACUAGAGUUCAAUGGUUUCUGCCUGAAGGAAUUUGUUAAAAGCAUUGAACUAAGCUACGUUGUUGACGUGGCUGAAUUUCCAAGCGUUUUAAGCAGUACCAGAAAGUUUUCUGUAGUUGCGAGACUUAUUUCUUUUUCUACGGUAUUUAAUAACGUAACAGAAAUGUCGGUUAAAUAUGUGACUUGCGUAAGCAUAAUUUUAGCCAUCUCAAUAUUGGCAAAUAAACUUCAUGGAGCAGAAAAUAUUCAAAAAGGUUCUGAACAGCCGUUUAGUCCUUUUAACAUUUUCUCAUUUCUGUCCGACCUUAAGUAUUCCUUUCAAGCUAAAUCCUUGAAUGAAACUUUGGCAAGCUGUCCCAAUCUCUGGACUCAAACAGAAGAACAGUUUAGUAAAAAAGAAGAAACUGGCAUCCUAGGUUCAAUCACAAAGCUUCAAGAGCUAUGUCCAGAUAAGGAAAAUGUAAACUUGGUUUGUAAAGGUGCCAUUUGGAUUUCAGAUUAUGUUUGCACAGCAAGUCAAGGUGAAAAUCCCUUGUCCCUUCCCAUUGUCCAAGAUCUAAAAAAUCUGACUAGCGUCAAUGGCUUGUGCCAAGCCCUUGUUGGAAAUGUAAACCUUACACAGAAACUAGGUAACAUAGUCAAAACUAGUGUAAAAUCCAAUGAAGCCCUUAGAAUGUUUCCAGUAGAGGAGAAAUUUGAAAACAUUUCUAUGUUACCUGGUAGCGAAACAUACACAACACAAAAACAGUGUAUUCAAUAUUGUGGUGAACACAAUCAGCCACUAUGCAAAAUUAUUCUCCAAAGCUUACGAACAAUUUUGUCUUUGGAAGAGAAGAAAGAACAUCAAUUGGCAGAUACUAGUGCCAAUGCUGAUACAGAAUUAACAACAAUCAAUGGCAAACUUACUUCAUAUCCCACUUCCUUGACAGGUCCACCUGACAUCAAGACACCAGUCAUUGUUCAACAAAGUCAAACUGAACGAAUUAUUCAAGGGGUGACUUCACAGAUCAACAACGGGUCCUUAAAUGCUACAACGCAGUCUAUCAGCACAGUCACCCCCAUUACGAUUAACAACGAAAAGCCCGCGCUAUCUAAGGAUUCAAAUGCAUCUAACGUGCCGUCUAAAAACAAUCAUACAAAAUCUUCGUCAACAGUGGCAACAGAUAUUGACACAUCUUUGGCAACGGAAGUGACAGUUAAUGACGAAGAUUUUGGAUUAAACGACUUCGGCUCUGCUGACAAGCCACCAAUAAAACCUGCUGAUGAAGAUCCGCCGUCAUAUGAGGAUGGUGACGAUGCCAUUAAAGAAGAAAAAGAGUUAAACAAGGAAGAAGAAAAAAUUCCUAAUGAAACACAAAAGGCUGUUCAUAAUUUUGAUUCGUCAUCUGAUAUUGAUGCUGAUCCAGUCAAUACGCACUUCCUUUUCUAUUUUAUUGCCUUCGCCGUGCUGUCUGCAAGUGGCUAUCUAAUGUUUAUACGCAGGAAGUAUCUAAUCGCAUUGGUGUUGGAAGGUCGUUCAAAUUCAAGUAGAAGACGCAGUAGCUCCUUUCGGGAACGUCCUUCAUCUGGGAGUUAUCGCAAGUUGGUUAACAACCUUGAAGAAGCCAUAUCAUCAAAUUCCGUCAAAAAUUCGAAUGUAAUAUAUUGAAUGCCUUUGUUGGAUAAGUUAAUGUAUAAAGUACGUAAUCGAAUAAAUUGGUCCACAAUUCA